AUGCUUUCUCUCGUGUCAUCGGCCUUUGCAACACUGGUGGCACUAGUUGCCCUUGUCAUCUUUACUCCCACCUUAGCAGGCUAUAUCGUGCGGUCAAUUCUCCAAGGUCUCGGUUAUCUCAACCAGAAGAAGUCUGAAGCUAGGAGGGCGUUGAUUCGAGCUCGUGUGCGGGUGGAGGAAGAGGAUUACAGGUCCCGGAGAGCUAGACAUGCCGCAGGUUCCAAAGUGGAAGAGGAAGACUGGGAGACCGUUGACAAAGACGGAGGAGAUAAUGGAGGGAGCUCGUCAAAAUUGAGUGGCGAUGGAAGAAAUCAUAACGAUUGGGCUGGCAUUGUUGGGUUCUUCCACCCAUUCUGCAACGCCGGAGGCGGAGGUGAACGAGUACUAUGGGCAGCUAUAGAUGCUUUUCAGAAGAGGUGGCCAAAAGCGAUAUGCGCUGUAUACACCGGCGAUCAUGAUGUGGAUAAAACAACAAUGUUGAAGAACAUAGAGAGACGGUUUAAUAUUCGACUACACCCUCCCACGGUCGUGUUCCUCUAUCUAUCCACGCGGAAGUAUGUUUUAAGUAGCACAUGGCCCCAUUUCACACUCCUCGGGCAAUCGAUAGGCUCGCUAGUAUUGGCACAUGAUGCAUUUACCCUUCUCGUACCCGAUAUAUUUAUCGAUACAAUGGGAUACGCUUUUGCCUCGGCGUUAUCUCAUUAUCUUUUCCCAAAAGUUCCCACGGGGUCGUACGUGCAUUACCCUACCAUUUCGACCGACAUGCUCGAAUCCUUGGACGAUGCAUCAGGCUUCAAAGGCCUAAAUUCAGGGGCGGGAAAGGGAUGGAAAGGAAUCGUCAAAAGGCGCUAUUGGCACGCGUUUGCACGGCUUUACGGUUGGGUAGGGUCCACUAUUGACGUCGUUAUGUGCAAUUCGUCCUGGACAUCUGCACAUAUCCAGAGCCUUUGGCUACCGUCGAGACGGAGACGGGGAAAUCAAUAUCAAACGGCUAGUGUAGUUUUCCCUCCCGUUGCGGUUUCCGAUCUUGAGACCAUAAUAAUCGACCUCAAGAGUGAGAGAGACAUUCGACAGCCUGCUAUUCUUUAUAUAGCUCAAUUUCGCCCAGAGAAGAACCACGCACUUAUUCUUCACGCUUUUGCACGGUUUCUAAAACAAUACAAAGCCACAGCUGAGAGCAGACGCGUCAAGGAUGGCAAGUCUAGUAUCGACAAGGAUGAAAGCCCCUCCAGUUCACCUCAGCUUAUUCUUAUCGGUUCAGUCCGCCACCAAACCUCUGAUGAAACUCACAUCUACAACCUCCGUUUAUUAGCCCACGAAUUACGGAUCCGUGACAACACGACUUUUCUCUGCGAUGCCAGCUGGCCAACAGUCAUAGAAAACCUCAGAAAGUCUUCUAUUGGCGUUAAUGCUAUGUGGAACGAGCACUUUGGUAUCGGGGUUGUAGAGUACCAGGCUGCCGGCCUAAUUAGUGUUGUGCAUGACUCAGGUGGGCCAAAGCAAGAUAUUGUCGUAGACCUGGAUGACGAAGGGGCUACUGGGUUCCACGCUACAACUGAGGUUGAAUUUGCAGCUGCGUUCGAGGCCGCGUUGGCUCUGCCGGAGGCAGAGAAGCUUGCCAUGAGAUUAAGAGCAAGGAAGUCCGCGCAAAGGUUCUCUGGGCAGCAGUUUGAGACGAAAUGGCUAUGUGAGAUGGAGAAAUUGGUUGACCUACAGGUGAGACGCACCAGCAACAUAUAG
Microsporum canis CBS 113480 is the source of this 1740-nucleotide messenger RNA. Its product is annotated as alpha-1,2-mannosyltransferase alg-11. Gene Ontology annotation, biological process: protein N-linked glycosylation. Gene Ontology annotation, cellular component: endoplasmic reticulum membrane. Bases 1 to 1740 code for a protein of 579 amino acids. The transcript is spliced from 3 exons. NCBI's taxonomy places the organism in Eukaryota, Fungi, Ascomycota, Eurotiomycetes, Onygenales, Arthrodermataceae. The record is from RefSeq and is a predicted model, not a curated record. Gene Ontology annotation, molecular function: GDP-Man:Man(3)GlcNAc(2)-PP-Dol alpha-1,2-mannosyltransferase activity.